This is a messenger RNA of Magallana angulata, 2156 nucleotides long. RefSeq lists its product as uncharacterized. The record is from RefSeq and is a predicted model, not a curated record. Lineage: Eukaryota; Metazoa; Mollusca; Bivalvia; Ostreida; Ostreidae. Bases 1293 to 1889 code for a protein of 198 amino acids. The transcript has 8 exons.
GAAUAGACCAAUCCACACUUUACAAAAGUUAUGUCCCUUGGCCGCCAUCUUUGGGGAAAAACCCAUAUAUUUCUCACAGAAGCCUUUGUAGUUUAGAGGGUUGUAACUUCGUCAUUUGACAUUAGAAAUCAGUUUCCGCUGUGAAUUUGGAUUGCCCCAAGUUGGGGCAACCCACACAUCGAAGGAAUAAAUUAGAUUCCAAGAGAUUUCUUCACAGGGCGCCCAAAUAUUUGGUUGCAUAAAGAAGGGAAAAGUUGUGUUUUUCCCUUUUGACCUUUGGGUUGACCCCGCAAAGGGGAACAACUUUUGCAAAGUGUGGAUUGGACUAUUAUAGAUUCACAAGGCAGUUCUAUAUAUAACACCUGUUUUAUUUUUUUCCCUUUGUAAAGAGAUAAACUCUUUGGAGGGGGAGGGGGCAAGAAACAGGCAAAAAUAUGCGAUUACAGCAAACUUGUUUUGACACCAAAUUUAAUUAAAAUUAAUUACUGCACUAUAACUUUGCAGUCAGUCUCUCUUCACAUGACAUGUGUACACAGUCAUUUUCAGAGGCAAUAUAUAUACGAUGUCUCUAUGUUAUAGUAAUGUGACAUUCCGUAUAUAACUUGCAAUCAAGCUUAACUGCAUAUUGUUUUCUUAUUUGAGUACAUUUGGUCUCAAGUUUCCAAUAUUUUUACGACAAAUAAACAGUUCAAUCAUAGCACAACCAAGGUAACUCCAUCGAGGGAACAUUGUGCUAUUUUUAGAUCUUGGAAAAUCCCCAACAUUCGAUAAUGGCGGAGGUGUCGAAGAAGGCACAUUAUAUUAAAACAAGUAGUAAUUGCCCCUCUAUAUAUGCAUUUAUUACCGAUUUAUAAUCCCAGUUUCAAUAUAUCUCAAUCAUAAGUUCAGUUCUUUAACCGUUAAACACUUUCCCCCUUGCUGAGAUCGAUGUCGAUCGAAGUUAGCGACGCUCUCUGCGGGUGCAAACGUUUUUAUGAAGAUUGGACGAAAUAACGACAACUUUACAUUUACUUAUCACUGUUAGGAUCUGAAAUAAUUGGGAAAAGAUUUUUUGCUCAUAAUACAUAUCACGCUGGGAGAAAAUAACACAGUUGUUGACGGUAUAUGUGACUGUGUGAACGGCCAAGACAAGUGCCACCACAAGGCGUCUAUUCUUUUAUAUGGAUAUAAGAAUGUUAGCAAAACAGACGUGAGAGCUUCUUGGAUUCAGCAUCCAAAGCGAGCUCCACCAAAACAGACCACUACAAAGGAAGAACUAUUUCCACCCCCACCAAAUAUAGUCAAUUACAGCUAUGCUAUGGAUUGUAUCUAAAGAGCCUCCAUCUCCAACACUGGAUGUUCCAACUGUAGAAGAUUUGCUGCUUGGGGAAGGCUACACAGGAGCUACGGACAAGAUAAAGUGGCUGAAGACGAAUCUUGCAAUCUCCAAAGAGAAAAUAGAGCAGGUUGCACAGAUGACCGCAGGACAGAGGAAUAACCACCUCUGGGCAUUGGUUAGAAAAAACCGUUUGACUGCAUCCAACUUUGGAAAAGUGCUAGCUGCCAUCAGACGAAACAGGUUCCCACCCUCAUUGUUUAAACAAAUUCUUGCCUCGUAUGACCUAUCUACAAAAGAUGCUAUUGUAUGGGGAGUUAGCAAUGAGUCAGUUGCCAAAGCAAAGUAUUGCUCUUAUGGAGAUGCAGUUGUUGAAGACACAGGUGUAUGGUUGCAUGAGAAUGGUGUUUUAGGCGCAAGUCCUGAUGGCCUCAUUCGGCGGGCAGCAACCCACAACUAUAACCACCAAGCAGCAGAGAUGACUGAUGUGCUAGAGGCAAUGCAAAGUACCAGGUUCAUGAUGGCAGACAGGUGUACAGGCUUAAAGAAAAUCAUAUCUACUACGACCAAGUAAAGGGGCAGCUAUACAUCCUAAACAAAUCAGCCUGUGAUUUUGUUGUGUGGACAACUCGAGACAUUGCCAUUGUUAGGGUUCUCCAGGACGGCUUGUGGGGCCAGAACAUUGAGAAACUUACCAACUUAAAUUCUAUUUUGCUCAUUUGAUCUUUGUUAUUCAAAAAUGACUGUCACAAUAUCUGAGUUCCUACCUUAAAACUGAUAAAUAAGCUUGUAUCAGUUCAGCCAACUUUUUUCUUAAAAUAAACAGACCUGGUACUCCUGA